Molecule: messenger RNA, 1166 nt
Organism: Equus caballus (horse)
Lineage: Eukaryota; Metazoa; Chordata; Mammalia; Perissodactyla; Equidae
Gene: TMEM225
Product: transmembrane protein 225
Biological process (GO): negative regulation of phosphatase activity
Source: RefSeq, a predicted model, not a curated record
UCCACGGCAGUUAGCAGCCCUGUUUACAGGCCAGCCCAGAUAUAGGAGUGGUGAAGAGUGGGAUUUAUCUUCUCUGUUCCAUAGGCUACUUCAGCUUCUGCCUCUGUCAAUGCCUCAGCAAUCACUAGAAGUCUGCAUUUUGCCCUUCUUCCUGUGACUCAUCAGAUCAGAGAAGACACGUGUGAGACAUUGGUGGUGGUCUCAGUUUGAAAUCCCCACUCGCGAUGGUGCAUAUAUCAACUAGAAAUGUCCAGGCCACCAACAUGUUGUUCUCCUCCUGGGCCUUAGUCUUCUUGGCAGUAGGAAUCAUCAUAGAAGAAUGGGUUGAACUGAAAUUCGAAACAAAAAACGAUACGAUAAGCCACAGUCCAUGGAUAUGUUGCACUUCUGUUUGGCCAGAAGAUAACCUGAAAGUGGUCAGGAUUCUGAUGAUUUGGGUCCUGUCCCUUUCCUUCUUCCAUAACAUGUUCCUGGGUUUGGAAUUUACCUAUCUGCUUCCUCAAAGUAAACUUGUCCUCUUCGUCAAUGUCUUCCUCAGUUUCCUCUCAGGUAUCCUUCUGCUCUGUGCACUUCUACGUUAUCGCCGAAAUCUAAGGCAAGGUCAAUCCGUGUACUAUGCUAGUUACAGGAUCACCUGGAUCAUUUUCACUGCCUACUUAAAUGUUUUCUUCUUUAUUGUCUCUGGAAUCCUCUCUGUCCUACAACACAAGCAGUCCAUCAAUUGUUGUGGCUCACUGACCAUCCUUCAUGAAUCUGAGAGAGAAAUUCAGGAUAUACAGCAAUCUGAGAGUUCUGUCAGAGUUACUUCAUUACCAGCACGCACUGCAAUGCCUCGUAGUAUUGUACGUGUGCACUCCACACAUACCGGCGAAGAUUCUCCAAACAAAUCACAAAUCCAGACACGUCGUGUAACCUGGGCUCUAUGAUUUGACAAUCUACAUUUCAGUAUAUGCUCAUCUUAAUGGAAACAGCUUUGUCUGUAUGUGCUGUGUCUAUCUCCAACUGUGUUGUCCGUGUUUGGCAUUAUGAAAAUAACUGCGAGUGAAUUGCAGUCGGUAAGAAGAUCCAGAAGACGGCUUAUUUUUUUAAUCCUGACCUGCUGAACAAGCUUUCUUCUAUUUGUUCUCACCAUUUAAUAACAUGUGUAUUUAAUCUAAUAAAUGGUA